Messenger RNA from Protomyces lactucae-debilis, 324 nucleotides. RefSeq names its product velvet factor. NCBI's taxonomy places the organism in Eukaryota, Fungi, Ascomycota, Taphrinomycetes, Taphrinales, Protomycetaceae. The transcript has a single exon. The annotation marks the transcript as partial. The record is from RefSeq and is a predicted model, not a curated record.
GAAGAAGUCGCCAAGGCGGAUAGAGCCUUGACUGGUACUGUCUUAUCAUCUCUAUACUUGCUCGACGAUCCGGUUGCCUCACAAAGCUUUCGUGGUGCCUUUUUCGUCUUUCCAGAUAUGAGUGUACGUUCUGAAGGUCUCUAUCGAAUCCAUUUCACAGUCUUUGGCAUCCGAGAUGAAAGUGCCUUCUACCUCGCUUCUUGUCGGUCCAGCAACUUUCAAGUCUACUCAGCAAAACGCUUUCCCGGCAUGUCCAACAGUACAGAUCUCUCUAGGGCAUUUGCAGAACAAGGACUCAAGAUUCGCAUUCGCAAGGAAGUACGU